ACAUUACCUUAGUCAAAUAGAGGGUUUCAAACAAUAAUCAAGAAUGGGGUAUUACAAGACAAUUGCCUUGGUCCUGAUGUUAAUCAUUAUAGGAUUCAACGGAACCAGAGCAGCCUGUAAUGAACACAGCCAGUGUAUGAACGGUGGUACCUGUGAGGAGGCCGGUACAUGUACAUGUGCAACGGGGUUUACUGGAGCUACCUGCGUUACAGCGGUCGACUGUACUGAAAACAGCCAGUGUAUGAACGGUGGUACCUGUGAGGCGGCCGGUACAUGUACAUGUGCAACGGGGUUUACUGGAGCUACCUGCGUUACAGCGGUCGACUGUACUGAAAACAGCCAGUGUAUGAACGGUGGUACCUGUGAGGCGGCCGGUACAUGUACAUGUGCAACAGGGUUUACUGGAGCUACCUGCGUUACAGCGGUCGACUGUACUGAAAACAGCCAGUGUAUGAACGGUGGUACCUGUGAGGCGGCCGGUACAUGUACAUGUGCAACAGGGUUUACUGGAGCUACCUGCGUUACAGCGGUCGACUGUACUGAAAACAGCCAGUGUAUGAACGGUGGUACCUGUGAGGCGGCCGGUACAUGUACAUGUGCAACAGGGUUUACUGGAGCUACCUGCGUUACAGCGGUCGACUGUACUGAAAACAGCCAGUGUAUGAACGGUGGUACCUGUGAGGCGGCUGGUACAUGUACAUGUGCAACGGGGUUUACUGGAGCUACCUGCGUUACAGCGGUCGACUGUACUGAAAACAGCCAGUGUAUGAACGGUGGUACCUGUGAGGCGGCCGGUACAUGUACAUGUGCAACAGGGUUUACUGGAGCUACCUGCGUUACAGCGGUCGACUGUACUGAAAACAGCCAGUGUAUGAACGGUGGUACCUGUGAGGCGGCCGGUACAUGUACAUGUGCAACAGGGUUUACUGGAGCUACCUGCGUUACAGCGGUCGACUGUACUGAAAACAGCCAGUGUAUGAACGGUGGUACCUGUGAGGCGGCCGGUACAUGUACAUGUGCAACAGGGUUUACUGGAGCUACCUGCGUUACAGCGGUCGACUGUACUGAAAACAGCCAGUGUAUGAACGGUGGUACCUGUGAGGCGGCCGGUACAUGUACAUGUGCAACAGGGUUUACUGGAGCUACCUGCGUUACAGCGGUCGACUGUACUGAAAACAGCCAGUGUAUGAACGGUGGUACCUGUGAGGCGGCCGGUACAUGUACAUGUGCAACAGGGUUUACUGGAGCUACCUGCGUUACAGCGGUCGACUGUACUGAAAACAGCCAGUGUAUGAACGGUGGUACCUGUGAGGCGGCUGGUACAUGUACAUGUGCAACGGGGUUUACUGGAGCUACCUGCGUUACAGCGGUCGACUGUACUGAAAACAGCCAGUGUAUGAACGGUGGUACCUGUGAGGCGGCCGGUACAUGUACAUGUGCAACAGGGUUUACUGGAGCUACCUGCGUUACAGCGGUCGACUGUACUGAAAACAGCCAGUGUAUGAACGGUGGUACCUGUGAGGCGGCCGGUACAUGUACAUGUGCAACAGGGUUUACUGGAGCUACCUGCGUUACAGCGGUCGACUGUACUGAAAACAGCCAGUGUAUGAACGGUGGUACCUGUGAGGCGGCCGGUACAUGUACAUGUGCAACAGGGUUUACUGGAGCUACCUGCGUUACAGCGGUCGACUGUACUGAAAACAGCCAGUGUAUGAACGGUGGUACCUGUGAGGCGGCUGGUACAUGUACAUGUGCAACAGGGUUUACUGGAGCUACCUGCGUUACAGCGGUCGACUGUACUGAAAACAGCCAGUGUAUGAACGGUGGUACCUGUGAGGCGGCCGGUACAUGUACAUGUGCAACAGGGUUUACUGGAGCUACCUGCGUUACAGCGGUCGACUGUACUGAAAACAGCCAGUGUAUGAACGGUGGUACCUGUGAGGCGGCCGGUACAUGUACAUGUGCAACAGGGUUUACUGGAGCUACCUGCGUUACAGCGGUCGACUGUACUGAAAACAGCCAGUGUAUGAACGGUGGUACCUGUGAGGCGGCCGGUACAUGUACAUGUGCAACAGGGUUUACUGGAGCUACCUGCGUUACAGCGGUCGACUGUACUGAAAACAGCCAGUGUAUGAACGGUGGUACCUGUGAGGCGGCCGGUACAUGUACAUGUGCAACAGGGUUUACUGGAGCUACCUGCGUUACAGCGGUCGACUGUACUGAAAACAGCCAGUGUAUGAACGGUGGUACCUGUGAGGCGGCCGGUACAUGUACAUGUGCAACAGGGUUUACUGGAGCUACCUGCGUUACAGCGGUCGACUGUACUGAAAACAGCCAGUGUAUGAACGGUGGUACCUGUGAGGCGGCUGGUACAUGUACAUGUGCAACGGGGUUUACUGGAGCUACCUGCGUUACAGCGGUCGACUGUACUGAAAACAGCCAGUGUAUGAACGGUGGUACCUGUGAGGCGGCCGGUACAUGUACAUGUGCAACAGGGUUUACUGGAGCUACCUGCGUUACAGCGGUCGACUGUACUGAAAACAGCCAGUGUAUGAACGGUGGUACCUGUGAGGCGGCUGGUACAUGUACAUGUGCAACGGGGUUUACUGGAGCUACCUGCGUUACAGCGGUCGACUGUACUGAAAACAGCCAGUGUAUGAACGGUGGUACCUGUGAGGCGGCCGGUACAUGUACAUGUGCAACAGGGUUUACUGGAGCUACCUGCGUUACAGCGGUCGACUGUACUGAAAACAGCCAGUGUAUGAACGGUGGUACCUGUGAGGCGGCCGGUACAUGUACAUGUGCAACGGGGUUUACUGGAGCUACCUGCGUUACAGCGGUCGACUGUACUGAAAACAGCCAGUGUAUGAACGGUGGUACCUGUGAGGCGGCUGGUACAUGUACAUGUGCAACGGGGUUUACUGGAGCUACCUGCGUUACAGCGGUCGACUGUACUGAAAACAGCCAGUGUAUGAACGGUGGUACCUGUGAGGCGGCUGGUACAUGUACAUGUGCAACAGGGUUUACUGGAGCUACCUGCGUUACAGCGGUCGACUGUACUGAAAACAGCCAGUGUAUGAACGGUGGUACCUGUGAGGCGGCCGGUACAUGUACAUGUGCAACAGGGUUUACUGGAGCUACCUGCGUUACAGCGGUCGACUGUACUGAAAACAGCCAGUGUAUGAACGGUGGUACCUGUGAGGCGGCCGGUACAUGUACAUGUGCAACAGGGUUUACUGGAGCUACCUGCGUUACAGCGGUCGACUGUACUGAAAACAGCCAGUGUAUGAACGGUGGUACCUGUGAGGCGGCCGGUACAUGUACAUGUGCAACGGGGUUUACUGGAGCUACCUGCGUUACAGCGGUCGACUGUACUGAAAACAGCCAGUGUAUGAACGGUGGUACCUGUGAGGCGGCUGGUACAUGUACAUGUGCAACGGGGUUUACUGGAGCUACCUGCGUUACAGCGGUCGACUGUACUGAAAACAGCCAGUGUAUGAACGGUGGUACCUGUGAGGCGGCUGGUACAUGUACUUGUGCAACAGGGUUUACUGGAGCUACCUGCAUUACAGCGGUCGACUGUACUGAAAACAGCCAGUGUAUGAACGGUGGUACCUGUGAGGCGGCCGGUACAUGUACAUGUGCAACAGGGUUUACUGGAGCUACCUGCGUUACAGCGGUCGACUGUACUGAAAACAGCCAGUGUAUGAACGGUGGUACCUGUGAGGCGGCCGGUACAUGUACAUGUGCAACAGGGUUUACUGGAGCUACCUGCGUUACAGCGGUCGACUGUACUGAAAACAGCCAGUGUAUGAACGGUGGUACCUGUGAGGCGGCCGGUACAUGUACAUGUGCAACAGGGUUUACUGGAGCUACCUGCGUUACAGCGGUCGACUGUACUGAAAACAGCCAGUGUAUGAACGGUGGUACCUGUGAGGCGGCUGGUACAUGUACAUGUGCAACAGGGUUUACUGGAGCUACCUGCGUUACAGCGGUCGACUGUACUGAAAACAGCCAGUGUAUGAACGGUGGUACCUGUGAGGCGGCCGGUACAUGUACAUGUGCAACAGGGUUUACUGGAGCUACCUGCGUUACAGCGGUCGACUGUACUGAAAACAGCCAGUGUAUGAACGGUGGUACCUGUGAGGCGGCCGGUACAUGUACAUGUGCAACAGGGUUUACUGGAGCUACCUGCGUUACAGCGGUCGACUGUACUGAAAACAGCCAGUGUAUGAACGGUGGUACCUGUGAGGCGGCCGGUACAUGUACAUGUGCAACAGGGUUUACUGGAGCUACCUGCGUUACAGCGGUCGACUGUACUGAAAACAGCCAGUGUAUGAACGGUGGUACCUGUGAGGCGGCCGGUACAUGUACAUGUGCAACAGGGUUUACUGGAGCUACCUGCGUUACAGCGGAGUUCAACUCAUUAAGUGCUGCGAUCAAAGUCAGUGGGGUAAAAUAUACAACUGAAUUGGGUGACACUUCUUCAACUGAAUUCGUGGAAGCCGCUGAACUGUGGGAAGAAAGGAUCGCUGGCGGUUACUGCAAUGCUACAGCCGAUUCAAGGGACGGCACUGCUUGCCGAAUCAUGGUGAAUGUAACAGGAUUCUUCAAUGGUUCUCUAGUAGUUAAUUUCAAUGCUGAGUUUGACAGCUCUGUGGCUUCCACUCUGAAUGCAUCUAAUAUCCAAAUCUUGAACGAAAAUGGAGUUCCCUACGGUACAACGGUUUCUGGCAUAACUCUUAUCUGCGAUGGGGUGACGUGUGUAGACUGUACAUCAUGCAGCGAAGCACCUACCCCGGCCACAAGAAUGCUAGGGACUCUUCAAUGUUAUUCCUGUUCGACUAACUCCAUAACGGAUGUUUGCUCUACUGCUGAUGACCUUGCAAGCGGUUCUGGAGUACUAACUCCUACAUGCUAUGAAGGACAGCGUUGUUGGACUGAUCAUUAUGAGAACUCAUCACACACGGUUGUGUCGCGUGGAUGCACGGAUAACCCAUGCAUUGCUAACUUGCAUGGAGAUGGACCUUACUGCACUUCGGCGAAUGGUGUUACCAGUUGCACAUCAUGUUGUACUGAAUCAAAAUGCAACGACAACAAAUCCAGCUCUGAGGGUCUCACUUCUAGCUGUGUGACAUGGCUGACAUCUCUUUUCUCAGUGGUCAUCAUGAUCAUCACUUAUAGAACCUAAA
This is a messenger RNA of Strongylocentrotus purpuratus (purple sea urchin), 5192 nucleotides long. Its product is annotated as neurogenic locus notch homolog protein 1-like. Bases 44 to 5191 code for a protein of 1715 amino acids. Gene Ontology annotation, biological process: axon guidance; Notch signaling pathway. The transcript is spliced from 50 exons. Gene Ontology annotation, cellular component: signaling receptor complex; cell surface; plasma membrane. The record is from RefSeq and is a predicted model, not a curated record. NCBI's taxonomy places the organism in Eukaryota, Metazoa, Echinodermata, Echinoidea, Camarodonta, Strongylocentrotidae.